AUGGGUUGGUUCUUUCAAUCCGAAUUCUUUGAGUUUGAGUUCCUUCGAGUCAUCGGCACAGCCCCCGUCCAAGGGGCCGAGGUGGGCGAAUGUCUAGCUGCAAAAUCUUCCAUCCAAGAUGGCAAUAUUGACAGCUGGCAUAAAACAUGGGUCAAGUUCGGCCAAAUGGCAGACACUCUGGGAGCCGAAGCUCUAGAAGCCAAAGAUCAUGAAGCAGCUCGGUGGGCCUUUCUUCGAGCCUCAAACUACUGGAGAGCAAGCGAGUUCUUCUUGCAUUGCAACCCCGCUGAUCCGAAAAUAUGCGAGGUCUUCGAAAAGAGCGUUUCAAGUUUCCGAAAGGCUAUUAAGCUACUCGAUGGAGAAGUUUUGCUUCUGGAAAUUCCAUUCGAAGACAUGGUUUUGCCUGCCUACCUCUUCCUGCCCCCGGCCCACAAGCAACUCCCUAAUGGUACCCCACUUAUAAUCCACACCGGUGGAUUUGAUUCCAUAGGCGAAGAACUCUACUUCUAUGUUGCUUCUGGGGCCACUAACCGGGGUUAUGCCGUCCUCAUAUUUGAUGGGCCGGGCCAGGGAGCCGUUCUGCGUCAGCAAAAACGCCAUUUUCGACCUGACUGGGAAAUUGUGAUUUCACGUGUUCUCGACUAUGUGAUUGAGGCCGUUAUUCCAGUGACCCCACCAGCCCAUCAAAUCGAUGUGAAUCGCAUUGCUAUCUUCGGUGCAUCAAUGGGUGGUUAUCUGGCUCUACGGGGAGCAGCCGACCCUCGGAUCAAAGCGUGCGUUUCAUGCGAUGGAUUCUACGACAUGUUCGACGUUACGCGGACGCGCAUGCCUUCUUGGUUCAUCAAUAGUUGGAUAUCUGGAUGGAUGAGCGAUUCGGUCUUCAAUUCGGUUGUGGCCAUGUUGUCCCGUCAAAGCUUCCAACUGGCGUGGGAGUUCGGACAUAGCAUGUGGGUCUAUGGAGAUGCCACGCCCGCAGAUGUGAUGCGCACCAUGCAACAAUUCACUCUAAAGCAGCCAGAUGGUUCGGAGUUUCUCCACAAUAUCAAUGGGGCCGUUAUGGUUACAGGGGCGCAGGACACCAUGUACUUCACGCCUGAUCUGAAUGCGCGCCGAAUAUUCACCCGUCUCACCCAUUUACCCGAGGAUCGGAAAGAACUCUGGGUGCCGAGUGGUGUGGAGUUUGGGGGCCAACAAGCUAAGAUCGGUGCAAUCGGCGUGAAACAGCAGCGUAUGUUUGCGUGGUUGGAUCAAAAGUUAGGAAUCCGCCGAUGA
Messenger RNA from Penicillium samsonianum, 1272 nucleotides. RefSeq names its product alpha/beta hydrolase family protein. The record is from RefSeq and is a predicted model, not a curated record. The transcript has a single exon. NCBI's taxonomy places the organism in Eukaryota, Fungi, Ascomycota, Eurotiomycetes, Eurotiales, Aspergillaceae. The coding region runs from base 1 to 1272 and encodes 423 amino acids.